AGAUUUCGAUUUUUUUUUCUUACACCAGUAUGAUUAUUUAGUUGUCAUUGGACACUACCGCUACUUAGAGAAGUUUACGCCAUAUCUCUUCGCCAAUCAAGGCAUUGUCUACUAGUACUACUAUACUGUACUUGCGGAGUCCUGUUAUGUUCUGCCAUAUUAUUAAUGGAUCCGUUUUGGCGCCCUUUUCAACUUCGAUGGGCCUAUAAAUAUACGCGUACAGAGGGACACGAUGCUGCUCAAUUGCCGCGAGCUAUGUACUUGAACACGUAAGGUUCAUCGUUAUCGAGAUACCUGAAUUCAAGCAAGGACCGACAAAAUAAUCUCCAACAUGAACUACUUUAGCAGAGCGGCGGCCUCGGCUGGGCUACCCCGACCAUCCGAAGAAGUCGGCUACUUGAUCUACUGUCCAACUAUGGAAGAAUUGGAAGACACUUGUAUGAAGGAAUUGGACCCUGAAAACGACUUCGAGAAAGAUGAUAAACUUCACUUGCAGACUAUCAUUGCACGAUCAAGAGUUAAAGCAGAUGAAUUUGCAACCAUGAGACAGAGCAUGACAUCGAUAGCAGGGGAGUUACACUUGGAAGGGGCAUCAUCCAGCCACCAAGGUCACCAUGAAGCAAACCGUGUUUUAAGAGCAGAGGGUUGUAUUAACGCGGUCCGUUCAUCAAGUUCACCUCAACAUCUGAGUAGUGACAUAUUGAAUCAAAACUCGUCACAUCUUGGGGAUAGUACCAAGGUCAGUACAUCAAGUUCAUCCCAACAGCUAGGUAGUAACAUCGUGCAUCAUUCAAGCUCGUCUCAGCAUGAAGGUAGUAUCAACGGGGUCCGUCCAUCAAGUUCGCCUCAACAUCUGAGUAGAAACAUAGUGAAUCAUUUAAAUUCGUCACAUUUUGGGGAUAGUACCAAGGUCAGUACAUCAAGUUACUCGAGUAACAUCGUGCAUCAUUCAAGCUCGUCUCAGCAUGGAUGUAGUAUCAACGGGGUCCGUCCAUCAAGUUCGCUUCAACAUCUGAGUAGAAACAUAGUGAAUCAUUUAAAUUCGUCACAUUUUGGGGAUAGUACCAAGGUCAGUACAUCAAGUUACUCGAGUAACAUCGUGCAUCAUUCAAGCUCGUCUCAGCAUGAAGGUAGUAUCAACGGGGUCCGUUCAUCAAGUUCGUUUCAACAUCUGAGUAGUAUAGUGAAUCAUUUAAACUCGUCACAUCUCGGGGAUAGUACCAAGGUCAGUCCAUCAAGUUCCUCUCAACAACUAGGUAGUAACAUCGUGAAUCAUUCAAGCUCGUCUCAGCAUGGAGGUAGUAUCAACGGGGUCCGUCCAUCAAGUUCGCUUCAACAUCUGAGUAGUAUAGUGAAUCAUUUAAACUCGUCACAUCUUGGGGAUAGUACCAAGGUCAGUACAUCAAGUUCAACCCAACAACUAGGUAGUAACAUCGUGAAUCAUUCAAACUCGUCUCAAAAUGGAGGUAUUAACACGUUCAGUCCAUCAAGUUCACCUCAACAUCUAAGAAGUGACUUGGUGAAUCAUUCAAGCUCGUCUGAAGACAGUAAGGGAACAGUGGUUGAUCAAUCACGUCAAGUUAAUCCUAUGUGUACCCAGAUCAGUGUGUGUACCGCCCGGACGUCCCAUCACCUAGGACUGUCGGUAGAAGAUUUAACCGAUUGUUCUUGCAAUACGUGUGCGAUUCUGAAUGUAAACGAAGCUCUCCGUGCUCGUAAAAGAUCAAUUGAGGGUGCGAUGGAGAAUGUUCGGAAGUGUUCCUUUUGCAACAAGGAAUUCAAAUACCGUGUUCACCUUGAGCGCCACUUACGAACCCACACCGGGGAGAAACCUUUCAAAUGUUCACUCUGCGAUAAGACGUUCGGGCAGAAGGAGAGUCUUAAGAGUCAUUUCGUAACGCACACGGGAGACAAAUUGCACAAGUGUGGCAUUUGUGAGAAGCGGUUCCCACAGGCGACAGGUCUUCAUUACCACAUGAAAGUUCACAAUGGAGAGCGCCACCACGAGUGUCCUGUCUGCAAGAAGAAGUUCAUUGACAGAAGAGGAGUCAAAAGACACAUGAUAACGCACACUGGGGAGAAACCCGUUGAAUGUUCUAUAUGUCAGAAACGGUUCACGCAAAGGAAUGCUCUUACAACGCACAUGCGGCAUCACACAGGAGAAAGACCUUUUGAAUGCUCGGUUUGCCAGAAGAGAUUUAUGGCGAAGGUGCAUCUCACCUCGCAUAUGCGCUCUCACACCGGUGAAAAGCCGUUCAAAUGUUCCGUGUGUGAUAAACAUUUUCCACAUCCUGGUAGUGUUUCUGUUCACAUGCGAACACACACAGGUGAACGGCCAUACGAAUGUAAAGUAUGCAAGAAAAGGUUUACACAGAGUUGUACUCUUUCAAGGCAUUUGAAAACUCACCAAAAUGAAGAGGAGGAAACUAAAUCAGAUUAACUAGAACUGAAUUUAAUAAUAAUGUAGUUUUUAUAUAGCACAUUUUAUACCUGUAAGGUUUCGCUUUACAGAAAUAAAAUUAUACAAAUAUAAAUUAGAACAGUGUAAAAACGCUUAAAUAACAUCAAUUAAUCAAUUGGCUAAAUUAUACUUCAUUAAAAAGACACGUCUUAAGUUCUUAUUUAAAUUCAGGCAGCCACCAGCUAGGGGUGUUUCAUGAAAGUUAUAAAAACUGACUCAUUGUCAGUGCUGACAAUAUCAGUGAAAUCCUUGGUUUUGAUUGGCUGACAGGCACUGGCCUCUCACUGUUACCAUAGUAACUAUCGGAGAAAUACAACAUGUCAGUAACGACUUUUAUGAAACGUCCGCAGUAUUCUUGGCCGAGCCGACCGUAAUAAUCCGUUCGAAUAAUGAGAACUAAAAAAUUUUAUUAUGUGUACUUACAACAGGUCAUAUAACUCCAUUAUUCAAGAAAACAUUCGUGUAAAUGCAGAUAGAAUAACUAUGGAAGCUAAUUUUCAGUAUUUUAGCUGUAAGAUAAACGAAUGUUUAAGUUUUGUAAUUGGUUUCGAUAUUUUUAUUUUAAUUUGUAAUCCCAUCACCCAAAUGACACACUUCUCGAAUACCCCAAAACGGACCAACCGUCUCGUCGGAAUAGGUUCGGAUACACGUAGAAUAAGCAUAUUCCCGAUGUUUAUUUGAAAGAUUGCUUAAUUGUAGUUUAAUGAAGAAUCACGGAAUAUAUUCACUUUACACAUAAUAGAGAUUUACGCUUGACGAUCGAUGCACGACGAAUUAACGAACAUAGAAAAUGUAUUGCCAAAUUUCCUUCAUGACAAACGACAUUAAUCAAGAAUUUUCUGUCGAAAAUGUAUGAAUUAAAACAGUAGUUUUGUCUUAACCCUG
Molecule: messenger RNA, 3346 nt
Organism: Lytechinus pictus (painted urchin)
Lineage: Eukaryota; Metazoa; Echinodermata; Echinoidea; Temnopleuroida; Toxopneustidae
Product: zinc finger protein 260-like
Exons: 4
Coding region: 332-2440 (702 amino acids)
Biological process (GO): regulation of transcription by RNA polymerase II
Cellular component (GO): PcG protein complex; chromatin; transcription regulator complex
Molecular function (GO): DNA-binding transcription factor activity, RNA polymerase II-specific; RNA polymerase II cis-regulatory region sequence-specific DNA binding
Source: RefSeq, a predicted model, not a curated record